AAGCCUUUGCAAAUGUUGCUAUCAGAAGACUCAUUCACAUAUAUAAUUGAACCAGACCUGGGACCUUUAGCACAGUAUAAGAGGUUGGAAGUUGUGUCAACAUUAAUCAUUGGACAAAAAGCAUGAACUCAAAUUUCUAUUCAUCUACCAACCUAAUUUAAAACACUAUUAUGAAUGCAAAAUCUUGUAAAGAUCCAACCUUUGAGCAGACAAAUGUGUCACCUGAAUCUUGAUUCUUCCUUCUUCACAUUAUUGGUCAAUCAUGUUCACUGCCAUUAAUUCACACUCCCAACUUUCUCUCAACUGCCGCUACUUUCAAACCCAAUUCUCCGUUCCCAAAUCAAGGUAUUUCAAGAUCAGUAACUGUUUGUCUCUCAACAAACCCAACAACCAAACCACAAAUGCAUCAACUGACAAUCUUCGAAUCAUAUUGGCAGCAGGUGGGACAGGUGGUCAUAUAUACCCCGCAAUCGCCAUUGCUGAUGAUCUCAAAACCCUUGACCCGAAAGCCCAAUUACUCUUUAUUGGCCGUCAAAACGGAAUGGAAAGCACUUCAGUACCAGCAGCUGGGUACCCAUUUGACCCGAUAGCCGCCGCUCCAUUGACCCGACCCGUUUACUCUCUUUACAACUUAUUCAUCCUCCCUUAUUUGUUAACCAAAUCCCUAGUUAAAAGUUUCCAAAUACUUAACGAAUUUAAACCACAUAUAGUUAUUGGAACUGGUGGGUUUGUUUCAUUUCCAAUUUGCUUAGCUGCAGGCUUACGUGGCAUUAAACUUGCAAUCCAAGAACAGAAUUCAGUACCUGGAAUUGCCAACCGGGUGCUUUCUUUAUUUGCUUAUAAAGUGUUUGUUGCAUUUAAUUCUACUGUUGAUUGUUUUUGGCAAAAGAGCAAAUGUGUGGUGUGUGGGAAUCCGGUUAGAUUGUCGUUGAGACAAUAUGCGUCGAAGGCUGUGGGAAGACGUCAUUUUUUUUCGAAUGCUGUGGUAGGGAAGGGGGAUGGUAAAGUCGUGUUGAUUCUUGGAGGCUCUUUGGGUGCAAAUGCACUUAAUGUUGCUGUUUUGCAUUUGUAUUCUGAGAUGUUGAACGAACGGGAAGACUUGUUUUUAAUAUGGCAGACUGGGGUUUUAGCGUAUGAUGAGAUGGAGAGCCUCGUGAAAUUCCAUCCCCGAUUAUACAUAGCCCCGUUCUUGCACUCGAUGGAUUUAGCCUAUGCAGCUGCGGACCUUAUUGUAUCUAGAGCUGGAGCAAUGACUUGCUCUGAAAUCUUAGCUGCUGGGAAACCUUGUAUUCUGGUACCUUCACCGAAUGUGGCUGAAGGACAUCAAUUUCACAAUGCUUGUCUAAUGGCUGAUUUAGCUGGUUCAAGGAUUAUAGCUGAAGAUGAACUCGACUCUCUGACUCUUAAAAGUUCUAUUGAAGAAAUUUUAGAUAAUGAGGGAUUGAUGACAGAGAUGUCUGAGAGAGCUCUCAAGACUGCGAAGCCAGAUGCAUCUGUUGAAAUUGCUAAACACGUUCUUUCUCUUGUAAACUUGUCGUCAACACAAGGAUAAAAUUCUGCAUCAUGCUUGCAUCUAUUACUGAAAGAUAAAAAUCUUAAUUGUGAACGUCA
Lycium ferocissimum is the source of this 1611-nucleotide messenger RNA. RefSeq lists its product as uncharacterized. Lineage: Eukaryota; Viridiplantae; Streptophyta; Magnoliopsida; Solanales; Solanaceae. Bases 263 to 1552 code for a protein of 429 amino acids. Gene Ontology annotation, molecular function: undecaprenyldiphospho-muramoylpentapeptide beta-N-acetylglucosaminyltransferase activity. The transcript is spliced from 5 exons. Gene Ontology annotation, biological process: carbohydrate metabolic process. The record is from RefSeq and is a predicted model, not a curated record.